AUGACUUCUCCGAUCAACCCUACCUACAUGUCCAUUGGAAUCUUUGCCGAAACUAUGUUCUCCAUGUUUGGCCACGGUCACGUCAGCCCUGAAAUGCACUUGGUUUGGGAUACAGGAGCCAAGGCCAUGAACAUUUGGGGAACCGGCCAUACGACUUGGUUUUGGACUACUGAGACGGAUACGGCCGAGUUCACCGCUGGGGUCAUUCAACGGCACGACGACGCAAAGGGCGGUUGUUGGAACGUGUGCUCUGGUGCUCAAUUUCUUUGGCAAAUCGCAGAGAUUUACGAACGCGAGCGUGACGUCAAAGUGACUCUCAACACCCAGGGCUCUAUCGACGAGCCUGAGGCCAAGGCACUGGAUGCGAGGAGUAAAGGGGAUAAGAGGAAAUGCUACCUCUACACUGGACUGUUCUACCAGCUUCAUGCCAGCAACGGGGCCCUCAACUUUCACAAGCUGGACGACGACCAACUCACAGUUUCGGGGACGACUAUUGAAGAGUUCUUGAGACAAAACCCUCAUAUCUAG
This is a messenger RNA of Fusarium keratoplasticum, 528 nucleotides long. RefSeq names its product NAD(P)-bd-dom domain-containing protein. NCBI's taxonomy places the organism in Eukaryota, Fungi, Ascomycota, Sordariomycetes, Hypocreales, Nectriaceae. The record is from RefSeq and is a predicted model, not a curated record. Bases 1 to 528 code for a protein of 175 amino acids. The transcript has a single exon.